AGGGUUUUUUCAGACAUCCCACUUUAUAUAAAGCUUACUUGUGUCCAAAAUCUCACAUCUCCGGCGCAUUUUUAACAGAGAAAGGCAACCAUGGGUAUAUCUCGUGACUCAAUCCACAAGAGGCGUGCCACUGGAGGCAAGCAGAAGGGAUGGAGGAAGAAGCGAAAGUAUGAGAUGGGAAGGCAGCCAGCCAACACUAAGUUGUCCAGCAACAAGACGGUCAGAAGAAUCCGUGUCCGUGGAGGUAACGUCAAGUGGCGUGCGUUGAGGCUCGACACUGGUAACUACUCUUGGGGAAGUGAAGCUGUUACUCGCAAGACCAGAGUUCUUGAUGUGGUCUACAAUGCCUCCAACAACGAGUUGGUCCGUACCAAGACACUAGUGAAGAGCGCCAUUGUUCAGGUGGAUGCUGCUCCUUUCAAGCAGUGGUACCUCCAGCACUAUGGUGUUGAGGUUGGUCGCAAGAAGAAGACUGCUCCUUCUGCUGCCAAGAAGGAAGGAGAGGAUGGUGAAGAGGCUGCUCCAGCUGCUGCUGCUGCUCCUGAGGAGGUGAAGAAGAGCAACCACGUCCAGAGAAAGAUUGAGAGCCGUCAAGAAGGUCGUAGCCUUGAUUCCCACAUCGAGGACCAGUUUGCAAGUGGUCGUUUGCUGGCAUGCAUCUCAUCAAGGCCUGGCCAGUGCGGAAGAGCUGAUGGAUACAUUCUUGAAGGCAAAGAGUUGGAAUUCUACCAGAAGAAGAUCCAGAAGAAGAAGGGAAAGGGUGCUGCUUAGAAAGCUUCUUGUUCUUUGCCUGAAAUCUUUUGUUUUCUUCAGACAUGUUUUGAGUUUUCAGUUUGUAAUACUGUCUGAGAAGUGAGAACCUAUGUUUUUGGAUUAGCUUGACAUCAUUUAUCUUAAUACUCCCCAUCA
Brassica napus (rape) is the source of this 909-nucleotide messenger RNA. RefSeq names its product 40S ribosomal protein S8-1-like. Gene Ontology annotation, molecular function: structural constituent of ribosome. Gene Ontology annotation, biological process: translation; maturation of SSU-rRNA from tricistronic rRNA transcript (SSU-rRNA, 5.8S rRNA, LSU-rRNA). NCBI's taxonomy places the organism in Eukaryota, Viridiplantae, Streptophyta, Magnoliopsida, Brassicales, Brassicaceae. The transcript is spliced from 5 exons. Gene Ontology annotation, cellular component: ribosome; cytosolic small ribosomal subunit. The coding region runs from base 91 to 771 and encodes 226 amino acids. The record is from RefSeq and is a predicted model, not a curated record.